Messenger RNA from Coccidioides posadasii C735 delta SOWgp, 571 nucleotides. The record is from RefSeq and is a predicted model, not a curated record. Lineage: Eukaryota; Fungi; Ascomycota; Eurotiomycetes; Onygenales; Onygenaceae.
CCAUGAUUUCCAGAGCACAUCUCUUGAAGCCGGGUAUAAAGCACAUGUCCCUUUCUCUCUCAUCAUCCCACGUCGCCCUAUAUCCCGAAGGAAACAUCCCACCCUCGCAAGCUAAUAAGGUGUCUUUUCUGAAACUCCCUCAUCAGUACUUCACCAUCCGCACCCAUCACGUUCAACUACCUCGCAACAUGCCUCUUGUCGUUCCAGAAGUCAACGAGAAUGACCAAGCUGCCUGGGCCGCUAGGCUGAUGGGAAAGAAGCUGACCCAGGAUGUCAGUGACAAUGUCUCCUUCGCAGUGAAAGACCUCCCCAAAACGCAUCGUGUCAUCAAGCCUGGUUAUGCGGUUACCAUGGACUAUGUACCGGAUCGGCUUAAUGUUUAUCUCGAUGAUUCGGACACUGUUGUUAAAGUCAACCAUGGUUAAAUCUAUAAACCAACAACGGCGUCUUUUCCUGGAGAACUAGCAGCUGAAAGACCAAGACUUGCCCUAUGGUGCUACAUUGACCGUGAUUGGAUAUAUGUCUGAUAAUGCAGUAUUCACUACAAUUUAAUAUAUGUUAAAAAUGACCC